UCAUCUUCUGGAAACUUCAAUUGGUUUUUCUUCUUGUUUAGAGAAUAUAAAACCAUAUCGUUGAAUAUUCAUGUCUGUGGAUUUGUUUUGUGGUUGGGGUUGUGGGGUAUAGAUAUGGGUUUGAAAGAGAUGUAGAGAGCGGUGGUUUGACCCACUGACCAGCUUUUAAAUAGCCCUUUUCUUGUGUUCAUUCUUCCAUUGUAGAUCAGCUAUAGAAAGGUGAGAGAUCAGAGAAGACAUCAUCAUGAGGGAGCAGUUCUCAGAUGAGUGUGGUGGAAGUCCAUUUAUGAGCCCGUUAGGGACGACUCCAGAGAGAAGACCCUCUUCUCUAUCUGAGCCUGCCAGUCGUGUCCAAAGUCCCUCUUCUUCAGAUGACUCUUCCAACUUCAUCAAAACAAAAAAUAGAAAUUCGGUAGUGGGUCGCAUGAACAAGUUGGGGAAGAAGACACACAGUUUUGCUUUCAGGGUUCGGGAACAUGUGAGACUGGGGCCAAAGCUAUCAGAAACAGUGAAGGGGAAGCUGAGUUUGGGGGCAAGAAUCAUACAAGAAGGUGGAAGGGAGAAGAUAUUCAAGCAUAUAUUCAGUGUGAACGAAGGAGAGGAGCUGUUGAAGGCUUCACAGUGCUACUUGUCAACAACUGCUGGUCCAAUUGCUGGCCUCCUCUUUAUUUCCACUGAAAAGGUUGCUUUUUGCAGUGAAAGAUCCAUCUCUUUAACUUCUCCAUCUGGGGAAAUUGUUAGAUCACCCUACAAGGUUUUGAUACCAGUGAGAAAGAUAAAAAGAGCAAAACAAAGUGAAAAUGUGAACAAGCCUGCACAGAAGUACAUAGAAAUAGUUACUACGGAUGGUUUUGAGUUUUGGUUUAUGGGAUUUUUGAGGUAUGAGAAAGCUUUCAAGAAUCUUGAGAAGGCCAUUUCUAUGUACAACUAAGUUUGUAAAUUUUCUUAUUCAAUAGAGAAGAUAGAUAAGUUUGUUUGGUAAUUAUGUUUUGUUUUUUCCUCCUUUCCUCUUUUUCUUUGUGAGUUUGGGGAAUAAAAAACUUCUCCCAUGUUUCACUUUUUUGUACAAAAUUAUAUAAUAGAGAAUAUUUGGUGUUCAUUCUGC
Molecule: messenger RNA, 1105 nt
Organism: Vitis riparia (riverbank grape)
Lineage: Eukaryota; Viridiplantae; Streptophyta; Magnoliopsida; Vitales; Vitaceae
Product: GEM-like protein 4
Exons: 4
Coding region: 245-931 (228 amino acids)
Biological process (GO): steroid biosynthetic process
Molecular function (GO): methyltransferase activity
Source: RefSeq, a predicted model, not a curated record